Molecule: messenger RNA, 7433 nt
Organism: Anopheles bellator
Lineage: Eukaryota; Metazoa; Arthropoda; Insecta; Diptera; Culicidae
Gene: Dg
Product: serine-rich adhesin for platelets
Exons: 16
Coding region: 1-5118 (1705 amino acids)
Biological process (GO): muscle attachment; axon guidance; morphogenesis of an epithelium
Cellular component (GO): sarcolemma; dystroglycan complex; dystrophin-associated glycoprotein complex
Molecular function (GO): laminin binding; calcium ion binding
Source: RefSeq, a predicted model, not a curated record
AUGAAUUUCCGGUACCGAGCAACGUUUUGUAUCGUAUUUUUACUAUGUGCCAGUAUUACUUUUGGAGAAGAUUUCGACUUCAUACCAGAGACGACGAACGACGAUGUAAAGCCGCUAGCACCAGAACCUAUGAAAAUAGUUAGCAACACUAAAAUAAUUUACCAUAAGACACUUCCACAUGGCCUUAUAUGUCCGCCAACAGCGAAAACGGUCAGGUUGUCCCUCAUUCUGCUAUCCGAAAACUGGAAACACAUCACCGCACAUCUAAAACAACGCACAAUUACUACGCUGUCCGAGUAUUUCCUAGUGCCAGAGGAAUUGUUUACUGUCCAAAGCAUAAAAGACAGCGACCUGUGCCAUAUGAUGGAAACAGCCAGCCAACAUGGCAAAAGUAUUUCACCUACUGGAAAAACAUUUGAAUUGAUUGGAUUUACGAUCGGUUGCGAUGAUGGUAUGUCAAAGUAUUCCAAACAAAUGUUCGGAAAUGUGGAAAGUCAGAUGGAAGACAUCAAAGCCUUCACGGAGCUAGAUUUUGUCUCGUGGAUCAUCUGGAAGGAAUCGAAAUCAUCGCAGUUGAUGAAACGCAGGCCUAAACGGGAAGUGGACGAAGAUGAUUAUAAUUACGAUUACGACGACGAGAAUGACGACGAUGACGAGGGAGAAACAACGGAAGUUCCUCAUGCUCAUCGGCAUCAUCAUGGUUCCAGCGAGCAACAGUCACAACAUUCGAGCAAUAGUGGUCAGAUUGUUACUACCCACGCUACUAACAAGUAUACCGACAGCAUCGGACAAAAGCAUUCAUCAACAAGUAUUAAAUCAAUCGCUGGCGGGCUUGAAAAACGGAAACCUUUGAUGGUUCCGGUACAGGCACAAACUGCUAGCCCAAAGCACAAAUCGAACCAUGGGCUGUAUGAUCAGAUAAAAGCGCGUUCGGCCAAAAGGAUACUUGUGUCUGACACUGCAGCACAAACCGGAAACUCAAAUCAAUCAAAACAUUACACUCCGCUCCCCGACCUCGCCGAGAGCGUAUCGCAACUGGAAUCGACUAUUACUAAGACGAUUCGUAACAAUGAGCAACUGAAAAGAGAGGAAGAAAGACUGCUGACGAGAAAAUCAAAACAUAAGCUGAUCAAUAUUGAGCGCAUUAUUGAGACGGAGUUGUUGUUACCCGAAAUAGAGCGGCUACAGGAGGACACGUUAUUUCGGGAUGACUACGUGACAGCAUCCGAGCUGGCAGUCGAAUUGGCUACUGAGAAAAAUACGCUGCCAGUAGUAACGGAUAAAAUAAUCGAGUUCGCUCAACCUUCUACAACUACACAAGAAACCUCAACCAUUACACUGCCGAGAAACGCGAAACAUGUCACCAAAGAUGCAACGACAUUGCUCUCGAGCAUUGUGACGCCAUCGCAGUUCAAUAAUGUGGAUUCUAUGAUUCCUUUGACCAAAAGACCAGCCACUGUGCCGAACGCAAUUAAAGCUUUGCCGAAAUUUAGCGAAAUUGGUGUUACAAACACCACAAUCCAUCCUACAAUCACUUCAACGUUGAUCGCUACUAAUAGUCCAAUUAAUAUAGUACAUAUGGUGCGGAAUACUUCCGAUCAACCCACUAGCCCUUCUAAACCUCGGGUACGGCAAACUCACAUUACAACGAUUGACACGACAACAGCUGCGACUCCUCAGGUCGGCACUGACUCCACAUCAUCCCAAACUGACAAUUUAACUAAACCUUCGGUAUCGACGAUCGAAACAACCACAAAUCAGUCGACUGCCGCGACAGCAACCACGCUCAGCACUGCUUCAAGUAUUUCAACAACAGUCAUUUCUACCGCUGGCACUGCGAGUUCCGAGAUUUCAAGCCCGCCUUCCACUUCCGCUACUAACAUUCGUUCCACUCAAACUGUCGCUUUCGUUCCAUUGGUGAAGAAGGAUGAAAGCACAACAGCUAGCUCUAGCAAAGAUAAAGAUUUAAUUCGCCACACUGCCACAACAUUCCCGUCAUCUAUCGGAACUUCACCACCGAUUUCAUCGUCAUCAACAUCAUCAACUACAUCAUCGUUUCCAUUAAGCUCGCGAAUGGAGGAUGAAAAGGACUCGGACGAUGUAGCGCAAGCGAUUGCAACGUCGUCGACCAAUGUAUACAGCUCAUUCAGUACGGAUAUCCUAGAUAGAGACAGCACUAUCCUUGAUUCGUUCGAAUCCGAUAUCAAACGGAUCGCAGGGAAUGGUGAGCGUACGCAGCCUACUCCGCCAUCUACAACGACCUACAGUAACGCACCUCUAACGACGGCCAGCAAUUGGGAGCCUCGUGCUUUUGUGCCGCAGGAUAAUCAUCCCUUCGGUCGAUUGCUAAACGGAGAUGAUGCCAGCGAGGAGGAAGAUGAACAACGAGAAGAUGAAACAAGCGAGGACGUUGAGGAAUACUAUUCACCAGGGGUCCGUAUCACGGUGCUGCCGAAUUUGCCUUCGCAUUUUCCCGGGCAUGGCGACACAGUAACCAUGACAACUACAUUCACUCCUCCACGGAGCUCAAAUUCAGAGUUCGUUGAUACAACACAUCAAGCUUUUGGCACUCCGACAACUGAUACUCCCGGAAUGGCUUUUCCGACAUUGCCAACGGUCGACAGCACGACGACAACAACGAUCGCAUCAUCCCCAGACACAACCACGCUCACGAUUGCCAACCCUACAACAAUAACAACUACCACAGCCACCAACACUACUACUAUUACGACAACAAUCGAUAGUGCUACUAGCUCUGCUACAACCGCCAGCAAUCCCAGUGCAUCCCUGGCACCAGAACCCGAUACCGUUGCUCCUAGUACUACCCUAGAGCUCCAGACUACGACAACACAGCGCUCUACAGUGCCCUUUACGACACCCAAACAAGAGGGUACUGCUACAGUGAAGCAAGUAGAAUACGAGAACUACGACGAUGAGUAUGAUGAUGAGGAAGAAGGUGUAGAAGCAGAGCCCACAACAGUCAGCACAAUACCGGAUCCUCGAAGUGUUGCUUCAACCACCGAGAAAACACUACCACAGUCUACGAAGGCUUCUACUACUACUUCGAGCUCAACACCAGAAACAACCUUUACGACACCCACAACGACAACAACAACAACAGCAGCAACGACAACAACGAAGGCAAAGAGUUCCACCGUGACAACCACCACGACCGAGGCUCCGACGACAACGACGACCGUUUUGACGACGGAGCUGGACGAGCCGACCAAUCUGUCGCCGAUCAUUAAGAACCGGAUUCCCAAGCAGGCCAUCAUUGCCGGAAAAGUUUUCAACUAUCAGAUACCGUUGGAAACGUUCUACGACAACGAGGAUGGCAACAAUCUGCGGCUGGAGCUAUUGGAUGGUCGGGAGCAACCUCUUAAGCACUACUCCUGGAUCCAGUUCAACGUUGACACCAAAGAGAUCUAUGGGCUACCACUCGAGAAGGACGUGUCGAAAUGGCCAUACAAGUUGCGCGCCACCGAUUCGGGCAACCAAACUGUCGCGGAAACCGUCGACAUCAUGGUGCAGCAACACAAAUCGCACCGCAGCGUGAACCACGAAAUCAGCCUCGCGUUGAAGCUGAACCGUAAGUUCACGAGUAACGUCGAUUGGCAGAUCGAAACAAUUCGUGGCAUCGCCACCGUGCUGGGCGACGCAUCGCUCGGGAACGUUGUAGUGCGCGACAUACGCAACAGCUUGCAGGACCCAAACGUGGCCACCUUCGUGUACACCAACGAAACACUGCCGAAGGACCGGUGUCCGGAGGAAAAGUUGGACGAGCUGCUGGUGCGAUUAACCGAACAGGCACUCAACGACGCCUUACGCCCGGACAUCACGGUGAAGUCAGUUCAGGGGCAGCAAAUCGGGCAGUGCACGAAGCCGACGCUUCCCAAAGUGAAACCGACACUAAGCAUUUCGCGCAACUUUGCACCGCAAGCGCGCAACCAGGUCGAUCAGGUCAAUGCCACCGUAGGACAUCUGCUCGUAUUCAAAGUACCGGCGGACACGUUCUAUGAUCCGGAGGAUGGCAAUGAGCUGAAACUGAAGCUACUUACGACUGAGCGCAACACUCUCGAUCCUUAUCACUGGCUGCAGUUUGAUAACAAGAACCAGGAAUUCUACGGCGUACCACGGUCAAAUGAUAUCGGCCGAAAGGAAUACCUCCUGAUGGCCGAAGACCGCGAGGGACUGACGGCGACGGAUGCGCUGGUAGUAGUGGUCAAUCCACACCACAAGCGCGACUACAGUGUCCUUUUCGAACUUACGCUCGACACUACGCACGAGCAAUUCAGCACGGCGCAGGCUCAGCGGCGCUUCAUCGAGCGACUGGCGCUGGUGUUUGGUGACCCGUCGACAAACUACAUCAAGAUACACCACAUUCGCCCAAUCCACCACACCGGCCAGGUGCAAGUGUCGUUCUUCAACACUACGCUCAACCGGCAGCACCAAAGGUGUCCGCAGGAGGAGAUCGAGGCGCUUCGUAACAUUCUGCUGCACCAGGACAGCACCAUCCGUGCGAAGGUGCGCGAAACACUCACGCAGGAGUUUAGCCUGCAGAACGUGAGCCUCGUUCCACUGGACAACUGUCACGGUUUCGACACACCACACCAUCCAACGAGCGAACCGGAGAAGGCCGCUCCGCCUCCAAUUUCCAAGGAUGAUUACCUACUUACGUUCGUCCUGCCGACGGUCAUCAUACUGAUCAUGCUGAUGAUCGCGUUCAUCAUCGCGUGUGUGCUUUACAAGCGGCGUCUGACAGGCAAAAUGGAGCUGGAAUAUAUCAAUUUCAAACCUAUCGCUCCGUCAUCCUGUUCGCCCCAACCCCAAGGUACCGAUGAAGAACGGAAGUCGUUCCGCUCCAAGGGCAUACCGGUGAUCUUCCAGGACGAGCUAGAUGAAAAACCGGAGAUUGGCAAUAAAUCGCCCGUAAUUCUGAAGGACGAAAAGCCACCACUACUGCCCCCGUCCUAUAGCAGCACCAACAACGAUGGAGAGAACGAAGAUGUCGACGAAUAUGUGCCUCCGCCGGCUGUCAUCGUGGCGGGUCGUGAAUCGCGAGGCAAAUCCCCCGUUACACCGUCGUACCGGCGGCCGCCGCCUUACGUGUCCCCGUAAACCAUCCAUCGAGGAGGAACGUCUCUUAAAAUCAUUCGUCUUCGUUCCACUUUAAUGUUUAGUUUCGUUCAGUGGGGAAUUUCCCAUUUGGUUUACCAAUAACACACCAAAAAGGCGCAAAAGAAAACAAUCAGCAGAGGGAAGCAGGACAUGCUCGAUGAAGAAGCAUAUUCAUAAAGUUUUUUAUAUAGCGUGUGUUCUUUUCCAACUUUCACUUAAAUAUAACACUCUACCUACUGAUGCAAGCAAGUGUGCAACGCACGAAUGCUAGUGAAAGGCGUGUGACCACGGUAAACAGAAAACCGAGUGAACGGCGGAGGAUCAACCGAAGAGGUUGACGUGCGCGCAACGAGUUUGAAGGGCGUUCAAUUUAUAGUCAUUGACAAAGAGUAUGAGUAGUGCUUAGUAGUAAUCUUAAAUUUAAAGUUCCGCCGAAGAAUGCGACCUACGCACGAAGCGAACAGGAAAAACGGCCGAUAAUAGGCCCAGCCAGUUUUCGGCACAUUACUUUUGUCUACUUUUGCCAUUCGUCAUCUAGCAUCGUAGGCGUGUGUUGUAUUACAUCGCGUGGGCCAUUGGCUAAUACUGCUGUCAUCUAUGUUUAUUUAUCCUUCCGAGUCCCGUUGAAUUAGCAUUAGCGUUUGUUCCUUUAUGAAGAACUCAUACCUAACAGUAGGUCCCGCUCGUGACGGGAGACAGCGCACAAUCAACUGUGGGAGAGACAAAGACAUGUUGUGUACCGUGUGAGGGCAUAAAGACGAAAACCAGGGAACUUUUCCCAGCUCAAUAUUUUUGUAUAACCUGUGCGCCGAACGAAAGAAGUGAUGAGCAACGCAACAGCGUUCGUUGUAGAGACAUUCUUUUCUUCCAGCGUGGCGACAUGACAGCCGAAAACCAUCUGCACCUCCCUCGAAUCAUAAUUCUAAUGAGCUUAAACCACAUCUGAUCUGAACCGGUCAAAUACGAUAGAAUGAUAUUGCGCACGAGAUAGACGAGACAAAACCUAGAGACUGGCGAAGAGACAAAGGAACGUUUCUGGCAGCCACAAAAUCUUUAUUGAGACAAAACCAUUAGCAAAGGAAUACCGCAUUUUAUAGCUAUCAUUUGACGCGAUGAAUGCGAAAAGAAAAUGAGGCAAAUGAGGCCUCACACCUGCCAUAUGCACACAGUUGCUGACAGAUUUCUGCUAAAUCUAAUGCCAUAGCUAAUGGAAAACAAGAACACGCAGACGUCAUUUCUUGUUCGGACAAACGAAUAGACAAGCAUUGAUUGUUGAUCUCAGCAUUUCGAAGAAGGUUUUGGAUUUAUGACACUCGCCCUUGGUUUGCAUUAGUCACUGAUUGUGGGAACUGUGCCACAAUUUAUUCGAAAUGAAGUGUAACCCAAAUGCAGCUCAUUUCGAACACGUUUUUAUUUGUAUUAACGCUAACAAACUGAUUCGUUCGUUUCUGAAAGAACGUUUACUUUUGCUUAUCAUGCUUAUUAACUGGUAACUCAAUAUUUCGUUUACUCAUUUGAGGGCCAAAUUUCGGUUCUGAAGAACCAAAGGGGCAGCUUAGAUCGGUUGAUUGACUCAUCGGAGACCUAAGUGAAGUGUACGCGUCUUUGCACAAUAUAUUGGCCUACAUUAGUUGCGUUCUUCGCGUUCGACAACAAAUCUGAGAAUGUAAGUAAUGCGGAACCUCAUUUUCUGUGGGUAUCUAACAAAUCGUAUAAAUAGACUAAAGUAUCGUAUCGUUUGACCGGAAAACUCGUUUGCGUGACAAAACCCAGAGUUCUGGAUAAAAACGAAAUUGAUUUAUAGUAAAUUCUUCAAGCGAGCGAAUCCAACAGUUCACGAUGCAGUAUGUGAAUUAAUACAUUUAGAAAAUAGGCUUACGGUUGAAAUAUAAACCACGACGGCACACAUGAAAGCGUAACAGUCCUCGUUGCACGUUAAACGUGGAUACCAACGCGCACAUAGCAGAGUGCAGGAAGUGAGAACUCAGUUACUGCCUAUGUGCGAUGAAAGGAAAGUGCACGAAAACUCAGUAGUAAAUAUACAUACAGGAAGGAGUAUGAAUAUGUAAACUAAUAAAUAUUUAAGAGAACCGAACCCAUGCGCAGGGAAACCAGACGAAGUCUAAAAAUACAGAAACAUACCUUCUACAUCAUUUGGAAUUAGAAGCGAGAAACUGCAGCGAAGAAGGGUGUGAAUGUAAAAAUGUUUUGAACAACACUUCGAAACACACGAAAGCAAGUUAAGAGAAAAUAUGACGAAAAUUCGUGCACGAAGCAAGGAAAUUCAAUAACCAAAUUGUAAAUUUUUUAAUAAA